Amphiprion ocellaris (clown anemonefish) is the source of this 4885-nucleotide messenger RNA. RefSeq names its product slingshot protein phosphatase 1a (gene ssh1a). Gene Ontology annotation, biological process: protein dephosphorylation; actin cytoskeleton organization; negative regulation of actin filament polymerization. Lineage: Eukaryota; Metazoa; Chordata; Actinopteri; Pomacentridae. The transcript has 14 exons. Gene Ontology annotation, molecular function: actin binding; protein tyrosine/serine/threonine phosphatase activity. Gene Ontology annotation, cellular component: cytoplasm. The coding region runs from base 203 to 3352 and encodes 1049 amino acids. The record is from RefSeq and is a predicted model, not a curated record.
GGCAUCUGAACAGACGGCACUUCUUCUCUGAGCAGCACAGAUGAGUGCAGACUGUCAGUCAGUCUGUCACUCAAAAGCAGAGGGCCGAGGCCUGAAGCCGUUCUUCUUCUUUUACACUUUGCUCCUUCACUGUUGUUCUGGGGGCCGAUGAAGAGGAGGUAGCUCCAUCCAGAGUGGCCUGUGCUUUUUUUCGGUCAACAGGAUGCAUCUGGUUGUAGAACCAAUUCAGGAGGCCGUGAUGAAGAUGCUACCUUAUUUCGUGGAGAAUGCUGUGUUGACCCAGAGAGAGAUAAACCGCAUCCUGAGUGAGAGCUUCUUCAUGGUGAAGGGUGCUGCUCUCUUCUUGCAGCAAGGAAGCAGUCACCAGGGCCAGAAAGCACAUCCACAUCACAAACAUGCAGGUGACUUACCUCAACACCUGCAGGUGAUGAUAAACAUUCUUCGCUCAGAGGACAGAAUCAAGCUGGCAGUACGGCUAGAGAGUGCAUGGUCAGAUCGUGUGCGGUACAUGGUGGUUGUGUACACCAGUGGGCGACAGGACACAGAGGAGAACAUCCUUUUGGGAAUCGACUUCACCAACAAAGACUGCAAAAGUUGUUCGAUCGGCAUGGUGCUACCUCUGUGGAGCGACACAAAGAUCCAUCUGGAUGGAGACGGGGGUUUUACCGUGAAUACAGCAAGUCGCACUCAUGUCUUCAAACCCGUGUCAGUACAGGCUAUGUGGUCAGCCCUGCAGGUGAUGCACAAGGCAUGCGAGGUGUCACGCAGGUACAACUACUUCCCUGGAGGCAUGGCUCUUACCUGGAUGGGCUACUACGAGAGCUGCAUUGCUUCAGACCAGAGCUGCAUCAACGAGUGGAACGCCAUGAAAGACCUGGAGACCACACGGCCCGACUCACCUACCAUGUUUGUCGACAAGCCUUCAGAGAGAGAGAGGACAGAGUGCCUUAUUAAAGCCAAACUCAGAAGCAUCAUGACGUGCCAGGACCUUGAGAACGUCACCUGCAAACAGAUCCGCACAGAGUUGGAGCAGCACAUGAACUGCAACCUGAAGGAGUACAAAGAGUUCAUUGACAAUGAGAUGCUGCUAAUCCUGGGCCAGAUGGACAAAGCCACCCUCAUCUUUGACCACGUCUACCUGGGAUCUGAAUGGAAUGCAUCUAAUUUGGAGGAGCUGCAAGAGACGGGGGUGGGCUAUAUCCUCAAUGUUACCCGGGAGAUAGACAACUUCUUUCCAGGCACAUUCAGUUAUCACAACAUACGCGUCUACGAUGAAGAGGCCACUGACCUGCUCGCUCACUGGAAUGACAUGUACAACUUCAUUGUAAAAGCAAAAAAGAACCAUUCUAAGUGUCUAGUACAUUGCAAGAUGGGUGUCAGUCGGUCCGCCUCCACCGUCAUCGCUUACGCCAUGAAGGAGUACGGCUGGUCGUUGGAGAAAGCUUACAACUUCGUCAAGCAAAAGAGGAGCAUCACACGACCCAACCCAGGUUUCAUGAGACAGCUGGCGGAGUACGAGGGCAUUUUAGAUGCCAGUAAACAGCGACACAACAAGCUGUGGCAUCCAGAUGCAGACUGUGAGAUGGCAGAGGGGCAGCAGGGCUUGACUCAGUGUUGUGGAGGAGAGGAGGGAGGCCACCUGACUCCAGAGCCAGGCAUGUCUCCUUGCUGUGAGGAGGCGUUAUCUGAUAAAGGUGCAGCUUGCCCCUCCCCGUGCAGGACUGUUGCCCUGGAGAUCGACCCGGCCUACAACAACUACUAUUUCCGCCGGCUCUCUGACUCAGCACUAGACAGCGAACCAUCAACACCUGUGCGCGGUCCCCCCCUUCUCGGCAUGGAAAAAGUCUUCAUAGAAAUCGAGGAUGUGGAGCGAGAUGCUCUGCUGGAUGAUGAGGCCUUUGAUGGGCGUGAAGGUCUGCCACUCCCCCACUUUGGUCCUACAGCUGAGGGAACUGCUGCCCAGACCUGCAAUCGUGGCCCAGAGCCCCUGGAGGAGCUGCGUCUGAGGCUGGAGUUCAGUACAGUGGAAGAGGAGGAUGAGGAGGAUGUACAAAAGGAGGAGGCAGACAUGGAGGUACUAAUGCAGCCAGAUGAUGGAGGAGGUGGUGAAGGAGGUGGUGGUGACACUCAAGAUGUGGAGGUAGAGGGGGAUACGGAAGGUAACGGGAUGGACCUGGCAACCCUCAAUGAAAAUUCGAACAACAACAACCAUUUGUGCAUUCCUCAUAACCACAAUGGAAAACCUUCCUCCAUCCUACUUCCAGCUGAUGCUUCUGCUCUGUCGUGGUGGGAUAAGACUAAGUCCAAUGAGAAAGAAGAUUCUCCAACCCUGGCCUCUAAGCUUUGCCUUAACCCCAGUCCUCCUGAAGUCCCAACAAGUGCUUCAUUUCCACAGUCCCAUACCUCUCCUGAAGGCUUCAAGUCUUCAGUGGGACUGCUGAGCCCCUGUGGCCCUCUGUGUGACUGUGCCAACUGUGCUGCCUCCCCAACCACAGCUCCACUUGACAGACAGGAGCAGCCAGGAGAAUCACUGCAGAUAGUGAAGUCUGAGGUCAAUGGUGAUUUCUUGGAAGUGAAGGCUGAGCUUGAUGAAAGCCAGUCUGCAGCUGCCUCAGAGGCUCUUCCAGAGCUGAUGAGUAUGGAUUUGGAGGAAGAGAAGCCUGCAGUGGCUUGUUACCUUGGCCAACAACAGGAGACCCUUUUACAGCUGCGUCGAUCUGGGCUGGUCCGCCGCCGUGCAGAGAGACUAGAGAGACUUUCAGGUUUAUCUCAGGACAGCCUGCACUCUCUGAAGCCUUUGCACGCAUGCCAAAGGUCCAAGAAGAGUCCCUUUCACACUGAGGAGGAAGAGGAGUUCUCUGGCUUUGCUGUUGACUUCACUAAAUCCUCAACACCAUGCCAAGUGCGGUUAGAGCCACUGGUGGUGCCACUGACCAAUGAAGCCUUGUUGGGGGUGGUGGGGUCUGGGCUGCUCACACCAACCUCCUCGCCUCAUGGCUCCACGCUGACGCGCAGCUCCAGCAGUGACAGUCUGCGCAGUGUUCGGGGGAAACCUGGCCUCGUACGUCAGAGGGCGCAGGAGAUCGAGACCCGCAUGCGACUGGCAGGCCUAACCGUGCCCUCGAGGCUGAAGCGGUCCAACUCGCUGGCCAAGUUGGGCAGCCUCGACUUCUCCUCCGAGGACCUGUGUUCGGCCUGCUCUUCAGACGCAGGAACACUGCUGCUCCUCUCACUGUCCCCAGAGCCAGACCCAGGCCUGGAGUGGGACUCCCCCACCACUUCUACUCUCGCCCGGCCCGGCAAGGACCUGCACACUCCAGAGAGAGCACUUCCAAGUGAGCCCAGAAGCUGACAAAUCAAGUGGAGAUUAUAUACACUCCACUCACUUCCUCAUCUGUCGCCCUGUGGGGCUGGAGGAGGUUGUACAGAUUCUGGAGACAGGAGAGAGUUGAGUCUGAGAUAAAACAUGAAAAGAAACUAAAAAUAAUAAUGCCAACUGUUGUUAUAAGGAGUGUACACUCUCCUUUGCCACAUAGUUUCUCAAACUGCUGUUCACAAUGAUGAAAGUCAUAUUGCUGUAUCUGACAAGUGUGUAAAGCCAUCAGUUCACCUCUAACUUUGUUUGAUUCAUGGACAAACAAGUGCCUUACCUACGAGACCAGAGGCACAGAGCUGUGUGUUAGACUGCAGGAUGAGAUAGUACAAGGCGCUCUAUAACCUUUAACUUGGUAUCCAUUGGCACUUACAUUAUCUUCCCCUGUCAGGUACAAAGUGGUAGCCUACAUUGUUGAACUUGAGACCCUCAAAAAACUUGACAGAAAGCAAAGUGUUAAAUAAAUGUAGAGUUGUUUACGACAGUUUAUGUUUUAGAUGCUAGAGGGUUGUAAAAUUAAUGGUUACCUCAUGUUACAUGCAUAGAGCUCUCGCUCAGAUGAACACCAGGCAAGACUUUAAUUCAGUUAAUUUGCUGAUGUCAAGUUAAAGUGAAGAAAUUUGUUUAGAACUCAUUUUAAUGCAAAAAUGUAUGUUAAUGCAUUAAGUAUGUCCGAGUCUGAGUGAGUGGAUGAGAUGAACGUAGAGAGAGAGGCAUGCUCACUGUUUUCAACAAACGGAACAGAAACAUUUCUGAGUUUGUUGUUCCUUUGCACUGCUUUUUUUUUUAUCGAGUGAAUACUGGUACACAGCAAGCUAUCUUCCAAAAUAACAUUGGAGUAAUGUUAUUGACCUCAUCAUUCCCUAUCAUGUACAUCGUUGUUGAGAGAGCAGAGUGAGGAGUCUGCUGCAUGGCUUGAAAUCAUAACACAAAUGACUAGUGUGACAGAAACGGAGACAGUCAAAUCAUAUAAUGUCUGUAAGCUAAAGUUACCUGACUUAUAAUCAUAUAACACACAGUAUGAAUACAAAAUCCAAACAUUCUUUACCUUAAAUUCAUUUUUAAGGGUUGCCAACAUUUUCAACUCAUUUGUGCUUUUUGAAAUGUGAAAAACCAAAGUUUUUUUUGGCUGUCUUAACAAAUUGGAAACACCAUUGAAGCUGUACAAAAUAUGUGAAUCAUCAUGUCAAUCACGUACGUAUUUAAAUGCUGUUACAUCUUUUUGCACCUUUGGGAGAAACGAAUGAGACUCAGUGGAGUCAUCGGGCUCAUAGCUGUUAAGCUUUUAUGCUCAUAUCAUCGAUGAGUUUUAAAGCUUUUGUCACACUGACGUGACAACGAUCACAAUAGGUUACUUCACAGUUUUGUAACCAUUUUCUUUUUAUAUUUAAGUAUGCAGUAAUUUUUGUACUGUACAUUGCUGUAGUUUGAAUGCAUAUUGCACUUUUUAUGUUGGUAAAAAAUAAUGUACUGUAUGUGUUAAUUAUGGAAAUAAACAUUUCUUUUACAUAA